CUGAAGACUGCGAAUGUCCAUCCCUGCAAGUACAUAGCGAUAGCCCCAUCUCUGAUUCUUUCGUCGCCCCACGAAGGGAAGACCGAAAAGUCUACGGAUCUCUAUCCACCUAGGCUCUAGUUCUACUCGGACAUGAUAUGCAGCCGAUAUUGACAUGAUUUACAUCAAGGCUCACGGCAUACUCAUUACCAAAGAAUCUCUUGAGACAUUUGAUGCUACUACUAACGAUUAUCUCCGCCAGUUGGACCCUCAUAUCAGUCGGGUCUCUGCAAAAUGGGGAUAUCAAGGCAUAUAUAUUGCUGUAAUAAACAUCUCGAGUCUUUUUAGUCACGGAGAAGAUAGUGCAGUCCUUCGCAAGCAUUUCGACAUCAAGUUUAGAAGAGAAAUCGAGGCUCUUACCCAACCGCAAGACGGCCCCAAUGAUGAUAAAAUCGGACUUAUCACGCUACCGUCAGAGGAAGACCUUACUCGUCAGCUUGAUCUUCUUACACAACCGACGUUCGCUCAUGCUCUACACAUUACAUUCUCUACUUUUAGCUUAACUCUUCAGCGUGUUGAAGAUAAGAAUGUCUUUCCGCAUAUCCAUUGUUUACUUGUCUUUCUAACUAGAGUUUCUUCCCUUAAUUACGACUGCGUACUUAAAUCGGUAUCACUAGCGUGGAUCCCAACGUUUGUGAAAUAUAUUUCGUCUUUGCUUUUGAUGACCGCUUUUCGAAGAGCGUUCUCGAAACCGGGUGAGCCACAGACUAUUCAAUUAGUAUGGUAAAUGCAUGAGA
Messenger RNA from Pseudovirgaria hyperparasitica, 776 nucleotides. RefSeq lists its product as uncharacterized. The transcript has a single exon. Bases 155 to 766 code for a protein of 203 amino acids. Gene Ontology annotation, molecular function: protein binding. The record is from RefSeq and is a predicted model, not a curated record. Lineage: Eukaryota; Fungi; Ascomycota; Dothideomycetes; Acrospermales; Acrospermaceae.